AUGUACUAUAUACUUGAACUGGAAAUAACUUCAACAGCAUCGUUGGCUGCAAGCAAAAAACUUAUGCAGCGACUGAAAAUUGGAAGAGCUAUAUUUCAGAUCCAACGCGAACUGGAAGAUGACAACGGUUUCUAUUUUACUGGCUUAACAAAAAAAUUGGCGACACAAAGCCAGCAUCAAAUUGUUGGUGAUAAGAGGAAAAAAAAAACACAUGAAACGAUUCAUGAAGAUGAAUUGGGAAACUUAGCAGGGAUUAGCGAUGAAGAUUAUCCUCAUUUUCUCAAUAAAGCUGGUUCGCGUCUUGCUACAGCUUCCAAGUUGUUGUCACGUUUUUCCAAUAAACUAAUUAUGGAUUGUGGUGUGCCUAAUACAGCAAGAGACCAUUGUUUACAUAUAUUCCAGUUGUAUUUAAAACACUUCAAAGUGGCAUUCUGUGAAGAUGAAUUGGAUGUUUCAAAUCCUUUUUGUCCGAUCGUGAUUGAACAAAAGUAUGAUGAAAUAAAGCAAAAUAAGAACGAGGAGAGAAAAGCAAAAAAAGAGCAUGAUAUAUCAAAGGGGGUCAAUGUUCUCGGUCAUAUAUUUGAUAUGAAUGUGGAGAUUGAGGAUGACGCUGAAAUUUCUGCAUUUACAGAAUUGCGGACUAAGCUUUCGAAAGUUGCUGUUAAGCAUCUUUUACUGAUACCAUUUACCAGUGAAGUGAUGAUCGUUAUCUUGUAUUUAGCAUGUAUUUGUUCAGGUGCUACUUGGAUUCUUUUGUCAGAUAUCACUAGGUGGUUUCGCGAAGGUCGUCUGCGUAGAACUUUGCAUCAAAGAUGUGCUUUAGCAGUUCCAUGUUCCGCUAAGAAGGAUGAGAAUUGUAAUAACAGACAAAUUUAUCCACUUUUUGAGUAUAUACGUGUUUUAAUUGCUUUAUCGCAAAUUACGGAAAUUCCUAAGCAACCAGUCUUACGUAAUAUCCAUCAGGUUAUAAGUCGGUUCUGUUUCAAUCUCAAUUUGCCGUAUGCGUUUGCUCAUCGCGUCCAUCGCCUAUGUGAUACAUUAAAACCAUCCACCGAAAUAAGUGCUGCAAUCACGCGUCGUUUCGGUGAUUUUGAUUCAUCCGAAGUGUUAGAUAAUGCUAAUGCGAACUUCAAUAAUUAUUUUAGCACCGGUUUUGAAAAAAGGUGUCAGCGUUCAGAUUUUCGAAAAUAUUCCGUUCUACCGUCGAUUGAAGCUAAGGCAUUGGCAUUAAUCCUAUUCGCAUUUAAAUUAAUAUUUGGAUUAGAUGGUCAUCGUGAAUUUAACAUGGUUCCUCAGAAUAGUAAUGACGUAUUUAAUUUUUCUUCUUGGUUUCAUCAAUUAAAAAUGCGAAUGGAAGUAUGGCGUGGUCGACCAGUUCAAAAUGUUUUAAAAGUAAGGUACCGAACCUUACCUUCUUACGAUGCAAUUCAUGCUGAUUAUCGAACAAUGUAUCGCAAUGCUGAUUUUAAUCAGAUCUCCCAUUCAUUACUCUUUACAAAGCGGAAUGGCUAUUUCAGUGGUUGUAUACCGAAUUAUGUUGUACAAGAAGCGAAAGAUUAUGCACUUCUAAAAGUAUUUUCUGAUAAUAAUGAUGAGAUGCCGGCAAAAUUUACUGAUAAGGAAGCUAUUUUAACUCCUCUUUGCUUUCAAGCAACAAAAAAUCAAGAAUGGUUUCGAAAUCAGCGGAAAAAAGCAUCUUUUAGAGCAGAUUCCAUCGAUUAUUAUAAUGCAGACAUUUUUUUUGCUGACUUUAAAUCCUAUACGCUCGACUAUCAUACAGUGGAUGCAAAUGUUGAUUCAACUUCUAACCAAAAACAGGUUUUUCCUAGGCCUCAUUAUUGUGGUUCAUUAAUGAGAUGUGAUCAGUCAAAUAUCAUGUAUUUCCCAAUUAUUUACACCUGUGCAAUGGAUGCAGUUUUAUCGGUUGCUCAUCGUCAUUUUAGCGACACUUUUGCUUUUCUUUUUGAAACAUUUUGCUUGCUUAUUGGUGAAGAACAAAAAGUAUUAUAUGCUUUUUUCCUUAUGAUUGAAAUGAUUUGUCUUUCUAGAGAUCGAUUGGAAGAAAUUUAUAAUUUGGCAGAUACUGGUGCCGAAAUUUCAAUGAAAGGUCAGUGUAUUGAUAUCUUUUCCCGGCCUAAUCAGUACUUCUUAAGAUUACGUCGAAUGCCAGGAGAUAUGUCGAGAGCUGAUUACGCGUACAAUAUGAUAACAAUUGACUCAAUAUUACCCGAACCAUCUACUGUUUUUGUGCCUUUUCAUGUUUCAAUAGCUAAUUUAAAAAAGAAAUAUCAAAAAAAGAAUUAUGAAGAGGAAUCAGCGAGUCAACCAAGUCAAGAAGAAAAAUAUUUUGUUGAGAAAAAGCGGAGGAAGCGAGGUGAAAGAUGGAUCCUCAUUUUGACUUGGCUUUUGGUGGUAAAUGUACAUACUCUCAUGAAAGUGAAUGAGGGGAACUCGGUUCCCACAUUCCCCAUAUCGCCAUUCGAUAUUCCAAAAAAAGAAAUUCCAGGGAGUUCGGCAGUCGAAAUAGGAGUUGAUCCAUCACGUUUUCUAGCUUUGCGUUGUCCAAAAUUUUUAGAAUGAAUUGAUGAAGAAAUAGAAAAUGUAAUAGCUGAAGUCAUAUUGCAAGGAUGGAAUGACGACUCGCCCAAAGCAAUUCAGUCGAAUGGAAAUCGAAAAAAUUUUUCUAAGAACAUAAAUGGAGCGAAGAUUCGGCUUAUAUCUGAGCAGCUUUGGCGUAGAUUGGAACGAAAGUAUGAAGCAAAAUUUCAAGCGUGGAAGGAAAAUGAAGAAAAGGAAAUUGAUGAUAUGUAUCAAAAUAUGGUGAAAAGGAAAGAAGAUGAAUUCAGUAAAAAAGAGCGCAUUCUUAGAGAAGAGAUGCGUCUUGAAACAGAGAAAAGGCAAUUGGAACUUGAAAGAUGUUGGAGAGAAGUAGAAAGCGCACAAAAUGAUUUACGGAUAAGUAAAGAACAGCUGGAGCAUAUGAAAAUGAAUUUCGCAAUGAUGAAAGAUAUAGAAACAAUGAAUUUACGCCGAGAGAAGUUGGCACUUGAAAGAAGGCUUGAUGAUUUAAAUCAAAGAGAACAGAUGACUGAAGAUGCAAUUAAACGAGCUAUUAUCGAAACGGAAAAAAAGGAAAGAAAAUGGUUUGGCCAAAAAAUAGAUGAAUGGAAUAAAAAGGAAGCAGAUUUAAGAGCCAAAUAUAAUAAUUUAUUACAAAAUAUUAGGCAAAUAUCAGCUUUAGAAGAUAAGUAUCAAGAAAGUCUCGAUCAGAUACGUUCCUUAAAGUUGGAAAUUGUUUCGCGUGAUCACAAAUUAGACGAAAUAAAUGGAGCACUAAGGAAAGCGAAUGAGCUUAUUCGUUCGAGAAGUGAUUAUGAUGAUUUAAAGGAGGAAAUAUCAAAGCUCAGAAUCAAAAUAGAGAAAGAUAAUGAACCUCUCAUGAAAACCAUGCAAAUCAAAGAAAUGGAACUGGGAAACAUGAAAAAGCGAUAUGAAUUACUGGAAAGCACUUCAGCCAUGCGAAUUCAGCAUUUGAAUCGUCAGCUUCAUCACGCUUUCGCAAAACUUCGAAAAGCGGAAUCGAAAUUACGAAAUUCUCAAAGGAAAUUCUCUGAGGGAAAGAAUGAAUUGAUUGUUGCCGGCGAGGAAAUUUCCGCAGCACAAAAAAAAACUCUUUCACCUUCAAUUUCCGAUUCUUCUUUAUCUUCUUCAUCAACAUCAUCUUUUGAUCGAAAUAUUCGCCAGAGAUUGCGCAAUUUGGAUUUUAUUACUAAGCAAUUGGAUAUUUCCGUCGAAAAAUACCGCGCAACUCAUAAUUCUUUACUGUUGGAAAGGUCUUUGCUGCCUUUAAAACAACGUGAAUCACAAUCAAUGUUUGCGCAGCCAUCACUGAACGAAGUGAAUAUAAAAUCAACUCGAGCUCAUAGCGAUUUUGCCCAGCAAUCAGUCGAUUUAAUUGAUGCUAAUAGUAAGGAAGAAGUCGAUCACCAUGAUGAAAUUGAUUCAUUGCCACUGUAUCAAAAAAAAACGGAAAUUAUAAAGUCCAGCAAUUUAACGAUUGAUUUGGAAGAAAAGUUAAAACGACGAGCGAAAGAGAGAAAUAUGGUUCUGUCCACUGUCACCUCAGCUAUUAGAGAUGAGAGAGGUGACGUAAGAAAACUGGAAAGAGAAGAAGAAACGAACGAGAUCAUCGAGGCUGGUCCAGCAAUAUCGCCAUAUAUGACAAUGUUAGGAAAAGAGAGUCUGAUGAUGAGUGCAGCUGAUUCAGCUGAACCAGAUAAGGUUAAUAUUAAUGAUCUUCAAGAAAGAUCUUCGCCAGUAUUAGCUGAUUUGAAAGUCGAAACUUUUGACAUGAACGAUUCAGAUUCUUUAAAAAUAUGA
Messenger RNA from Dracunculus medinensis (Guinea worm), 4380 nucleotides. The record is from the annotation of a GenBank genome assembly. Lineage: Eukaryota; Metazoa; Nematoda; Chromadorea; Rhabditida; Dracunculidae.